AAAUUCUGUUAUUCAUGCAUUAUAACCAUUUCAAGCACUAAGUUCAAUCUAUGGUUUCAUGAUUUCAAAUCAAAAUCUGUUGUUCAAUCUACAUUUAUUUAUCUUUCCAUAUAUAGUGUCAUGGUUCCAAAUCAAAUUCUGUUAUUCAUGCACUAGAAGCAUUUCAAGCAUUCCAGAUAUGGCGCAAGAACAAGAGUACAGAACCAGCACCACACUUCCAAAGUGUGAUACCUAUUUCGAAACCAUACAAUCCAGAAAGAAGCUACCACUGUCUCUGCAGGAGACCUUGACAGAUGCAUUUGCAAAGAUUCCUGUUUCUUCUUUUCCAGCAGUUCCUAGUGGAAAAGUGAUUGAAAUUCUAGCAGACACGCCCAUUGGUGAAGCAGUUAAGAUUCUAUCUGAAAGCAACAUUUUAUCAGCUCCAGUUAAAGACCCAGAAGCAGCUAAUAGUUCAGAUUGGAGAAGAAGGUACCUUGGCAUCAUAGAUUAUUCAGCAAUCAUUCUCUGGGUGCUGGAGGGUGCAGAACUUGCACACAAAGCACUAUUGGUAGGUACAGCAACAGCUGCUGGAGUUGGUGCAGGAGCCGCUGGUGCUAUGGGAGCGCUAGCAUUGGGAGUGACAGGUCCUGCAGCAAUUGCUGGGCUAACCGCUGCUGCAGCAGGUGCUGCACUGGCAGGUGGCAUUGCUGCAGAUAGAGUGGUGGCUAAAGAUGCACCUCAAGCAGCUGAUAACCUAGGAGAGGACUUUUACAAAAUAAUACUGGAAGAAGAACCCUUCAAGUCAACAACGGUGCGAUCAAUAAUUAAAUCAUACCGAUGGGCUCCUUUUGUUCCAGUUGCAAGAAAUAGUGCUAUGUUGACUGUCCUGCUGCUUCUCUCAAAGUACAGGCUGAGGAAUGUACCUGUGAUAGAAACAGGUAAGCCUGACAUUGUAAACUUCAUUACUCAAUCAGCAGUUGUCCAAGGUCUCGAGGGAUGCAAAGGAAGAGAUUGGUUUGACUGCAUUGCGGAAAAGCGUAUAGCUGAUCUGGGACUUCCAUUUAUGUCUACUGAUGAGGUUAUUAGCAUCCAGAGCAAUGAAUUGAUUCUUGAAGCUUUCAAGCAGAUGAGGGAUAAUAAAAUUGGUGGUCUUCCUAUAGUAGAGGGGCCAAAGAAGAGAAUUGUUGGAAACUUGAGCAUACGAGACAUCAGACACUUACUUCUAAGGCCUGAGCUUUUCACCAAUUUUAGGAAGUUGACUGUGAUGAAUUUCAUGAACAAAAUUGUCUCGUCAUCCCUUCAAACUGGAAAAGUUACCCAAUCCAUAACAUGCAAGCCUGACUCAACACUGCAGGGUGUGAUCCAUACUCUUGCUUCUCAGUCUAUUCACAGGAUUUAUGUAGUAGAUGGGCAGGAUGAAGUAGUUGGAGUCAUUACACUGAGAGAUGUGAUCUCUUGUUUUGUCACCGAACCUCCUUACAAUUUUGACGAUUACUAUGGAUUUGCGGUGAAAGAGAUGUUGAAUCAGUGAUUUUAUGGAAGUUUAAAUAGAUGAAACAUUCCAAACGUAACAAACUCUUAUGUUAUCUGAGAAAACAUUUUAUUUUAAUUUUUACUGUUUAAGUAUUUUUCAUGCAA
Messenger RNA from Glycine soja, 1617 nucleotides. RefSeq names its product SNF1-related protein kinase regulatory subunit gamma-1-like. The record is from RefSeq and is a predicted model, not a curated record. NCBI's taxonomy places the organism in Eukaryota, Viridiplantae, Streptophyta, Magnoliopsida, Fabales, Fabaceae. The coding region runs from base 59 to 1510 and encodes 483 amino acids. The transcript is spliced from 6 exons.